This is a messenger RNA of Trichobilharzia regenti, 423 nucleotides long. The record is from the annotation of a GenBank genome assembly. Lineage: Eukaryota; Metazoa; Platyhelminthes; Trematoda; Strigeidida; Schistosomatidae.
AUGUCGCAAAUGCAUGCCGUUGCCGAUGAUUUUGAUGCAGCAGAGCUAAGAUUUUCCAAAGAUUUUGAGAAUGCCGAUACUCUUACGCUCGCAGAAGUAAAAAUCCUACUGGAACAUAGAAAAGAACAAAACGAGAGUGCUACAGUUCAUGAACUGGAAAUGUCUCCUGUAUUUACUAAGACUUUAAACUAUGUAACACAAUUCUCGAAAUUCAACAAUCGUGAAACAAUUGAAAGUGUAAGAAACCUUUUAUCACAGAAAAGAUUCCAUAAUUUCGAACUAGCCGCUCUUGCCAAUUUACUACCAGAUACAGCAGAAGAAAGUAAAGCAUUAAUUCCAAGUCUGGAUAGUCCACGAUUCACCGAAGAAGAAUUACAGCAACUGUUAGAUGAGAUACAAUCAAAGCGUAGUUUUCAGUCAUAA